Molecule: messenger RNA, 1613 nt
Organism: Danio aesculapii
Lineage: Eukaryota; Metazoa; Chordata; Actinopteri; Cypriniformes; Danionidae
Gene: ncf4
Product: neutrophil cytosolic factor 4
Exons: 10
Coding region: 263-1330 (355 amino acids)
Biological process (GO): phagocytosis; superoxide anion generation; respiratory burst
Cellular component (GO): NADPH oxidase complex
Molecular function (GO): superoxide-generating NADPH oxidase activator activity; phosphatidylinositol binding; protein binding
Source: RefSeq, a predicted model, not a curated record
UCACUGUGCGUCGAGUAAAAAACAUUUGGAAAACUUUGCCCACUUCAUAUAUUUCGCGCCUCUUCAUUGUCGUUUAGUUCCAAACUGUGUACACUACUCUUGCUAACUCGUCUACGAGGACUCUUUCAGUUCCUCUUUGGUUAUCGUGCAACAGCAACUGUAAACCCGCCUCAGUAAAACACGAGCAGCUUCACUUCCACUUUAUCAAACAUUCUCUCCGUAUGCCUCCGUCUGCGAGCGCCUGAAUCCCGCAACAUCCAGCAUGUCUCUCCCGCAACAGCUGCGCGACGAAAGUGAUUUUGACCAGCUUCCAGACAACAUCCCAGUCACCGCAACUAUUGCUGAUAUCGAGGAGAAGAAAGGUUUCAUUGUUUACUUUAGUUUUGUGAUUGAGGUGAAGACCAAAGGCAACAGUAAGUACUUAAUCUACAGAAGGUAUCGAGAGUUCUUUGCUCUGCACCAGAGUUUGGAGCUCAAGUACGCACCUGAAGCCCAGCCGGGAUACUACACCUGCCAGCUACCAACCCUGCCAGGUAAGGUAUUUAUGGGAAACAAAAAGGAGAUCGCAGAGAGCAGAAUCCCGGAGCUGAACAAUUACAUGAAGAGGUUGCUUUGUCUGCCUACUUGGGUGCUCUUGGAUGAUCUGAUACGAAUGUUUUUCUACCAGACCGAGUCUGACAGCCAACAAGUCCCCCGGGCCCUGCGCCGCCUGCGGCCCCCCACACGCAAAGUAAAAACUGUGAAGCCCAAAACGGACCUCCUCUCCGCACCCAGAGCAGAGGCGGUGUUUGACUUCAGCGGCAGCGGACGCCUGGAGCUCAGUCUGAAGGCUGGAGAUGUGAUCUUCCUCCUGCGGAGAGUCAACGCAGACUGGCUGGAGGGCACAGUGAGAGACAGAACCGGCAUCUUCCCCGAGUCGUUUGUGAAGAUCAUUAAAGCACUUCCAGAGAGUGAGUCUGAUGAAGAGGGCAGAGCUUCCAGGAACAGCCGUCAAGCUCAGGGGUCAUACAGCUGUCUGCACUGUUACCUGCUGCAGCCAGAGGGCAUCGACACCAGGGACAUUUGUGUUCAGGAGGAUCUCUCCAUCCAGCCGUCAUAUAAAGAUCUGCUGUCCAGAAUGAGGGACGUCUUUCAUGUGGAAGAUAUUGCUUUGAACUACCGGGAUGCCGAGGGUGAUCUGAUACGGAUAUUAGACGAUGAAGACGUCGCACUCAUGGUGCAGGAGAGCAAACGCACCGGGUCAAAGGUCAAACGACCCGUCAAUCAGUUUCCCUGGGAGCUGCUGGUCACGCAUGCCAAAGAUCUGACCGUGUACAACACCGAGUAUUAACCAGAGACAUGCUUUUAUGCGUCUCUCUGUAUGGUUCUUGUCAUUCCAAUCAUUGCACAUUGUUUAUUUUGUGUGGUUUUCACAUUGAAAACGUGUUUGGUUAUUACAACCACAAAUCAGAAAAAAUUGGGACACGCAAAUAACUUACUUUGACUUGUAUUUCAUUGCAGACAAUACAACAAACAAUAUUUAAUGCGUUCCUUAAGAUUUUGUUUUCAAAAUAAACACGUACUCCAGUUUUGGUUCUUGCAACACAUUAAAAAAAUUUACAUUAAAGUCUUUA